AUGGAGCCUGCGUUUAUCGACGCAACAGAGCAGCAGCAACUUGCACGGCUUAUCCGUAUGGGAAGAUACCUGAACAUAUCGCGUUCACGAUUCUUACAACUGAUGGCCCAGGGAUUGAGCACAAUAUCCAAGCGCGACGUUAGUCAGGAAUUGGCAUUCAUAACCUGGAAGAAAGUCGUCAUUCCUGGCUGUCCAUUCGGAAAAUGCCUUCGGUCACUCAUAAACAAGACCAAGGCGUGA
Messenger RNA from Penicillium cosmopolitanum, 240 nucleotides. RefSeq lists its product as uncharacterized. Bases 1 to 240 code for a protein of 79 amino acids. The record is from RefSeq and is a predicted model, not a curated record. NCBI's taxonomy places the organism in Eukaryota, Fungi, Ascomycota, Eurotiomycetes, Eurotiales, Aspergillaceae. The transcript has a single exon.